Messenger RNA from Rotaria sordida, 2712 nucleotides. The record is from the annotation of a GenBank genome assembly. NCBI's taxonomy places the organism in Eukaryota, Metazoa, Rotifera, Eurotatoria, Philodinida, Philodinidae.
AUGAAUAUUAUUUCUAUUGAAAUUAUUGUGUUAGUUCUUGCCAUUGUGACAAUUAUUAGUCACACUGAAACAACAAUUAAACGGUCAAAAUUUUCUCAAAAUAUUGGUUUUCGUUCAUGUCAAAAACCAAAAAAUGGUCAACAUAUAUGUUUUUGUGGAAAAAACAAUGUAACAUUUGAUCGUCUUAAAGGAGAACGAUGCAAUAAAGGACAAGUAAUUAAAAAAGAAAGUCAAAAAAGUAAUACAUCAAAAAUUAAUGGUCUUCGAUUAGUAACCAAAGCAAUUCAUCAAUCUGCUCGUGAUGAUAAUAAAAAUGUUCAAUGCAUAGGACUUCGAUAUAAACCAUUACUCAAUGAAACUCAACAAGCAUAUGUACCACUUCGUAAUGUAUCAGUUGAAGCUUGGAUUGAUUCUUUUGCUGCCGACGUCACAUUGACCCAAAUAUUUGUUAAUCAAGAAGAAAAUCCUAUUGAAGCAAUUUAUGUAUUUCCUAUUGAGGAAAAUGGUGCCGUUUAUUCUUUUACGGCUGAAAUUGACAAUCGAACGAUCACAGCUGUAUUAAAAGAAAAGAAAAAAGCAGAAGAAGAAUAUAAAUCAGCUGUAGAACAAGGUCAAACAGCAGUUUUAAUGCGACAAAGCCAAGAAACAUUAGAUACAUUCACUGUUAAUGUUGGUGCUUUACCACCUGGAAAAGAAUGUCGAGUUAAAAUUACAUAUGUAGCUGAAUUAGAUUUAAUUGAUGGAAAUUCUAUUCGAUUUGUUGUUCCUACGACUAUUGCUCCACGAUAUAAUCCAUCAUUAGGUCGUCUACAAACACCUGAUGGUACACCAGCUGAAUAUGUUCAAAACACUUCAUAUUCAAUGUCGUUUCAAGCACAUGUUCUUCGUGGUGAUGAACAUAAAAUUAAGCAAGUAGCUAAUCUUUCACAUCCAGUAAAAGUUAAUGUAACACGUCAAUCAAUUGAUGUUUCUUCAAUGGGUAUUGCUCUUGAUCGUGAUAUUAUUUUGGAUAUUGAUCUACCUGAUAAUCGACCAUUGACACGUUCUGUUAUUGAACAAUAUAAUGAUACAUCAAAAUAUGCUGUUCUUCUAGCAUUUACUCCACGUCUUUCUGAUUUUAUUAAAAUUUCUAAUGGAAAAGAUGAAACCAAUACUGAAUUUAUUUUCAUUGUGGAUUGUUCGGGUUCAAUGACGGAAGAUAGUCGUAUUGGUCUUGCUAGAGAAGCUAUGCUUCUAUUUAUACGUAGUUUACCAGUUGGUGCUCAUUUUAAUAUUAUUCGUUUUGGAUCAAAUUUUGAUAUUCUCUUCAAAAAUGAGAGUAUGACAGCUGUUUAUGAUGAACAAACUGCUAAAGAAGCUGAAAAUCUUACACGUUCAAUGCAGGCCAAUUUUGGUGGAACAGAAUUAUUAGAACCUUUGAAACAUUUGAAAGAUCAUCCACCAACCAAAGGUCGAUCAAGACAAAUAUUGCUGUUGACUGAUGGAGAAAUUUCGAAUACAAAUGACGUAAUCGAACUAUGUCGUUCAAUGUCUUCAACUACACGAAUAUUUUCUUUUGGUCUUGGUCAUUCACCAUCUCGUUCUCUCGUGAAAGGUCUUGCUCGUGCAACAAAUGGUUAUUUUGUUUUUGUACCUCCAAAUUCAAAAGUCGAUACAUAUGUUGGUAGUCAACUUGGUCGAGCACUUCAACCAUCAUUAGUAAAUGCUCGACUUGAAUGGUAUGGAUUGUCUACAACUGGUUUACAAGCUCCGAAAACAAUUCCACCUCUUUAUAUAAAUGAUCGUGUCUUAGUUUAUCAAUUAUUAGAAGGUGAUGAAUUGAAGAAUCAAAAUAUCAGUGUAGCUCUGUUUGUUGGAGAUCAUAAAAUUGAUUCAAUUAAGUUAUUGAGUAAUAGUGCACAUAAACAAGAUACAAUACGUCGAUUAGCAGCUAAAGCUUUAAUACAAGAAUUACAACAUGAAACAUCUAAUACAUCAGAUACAGAAAACAAUUCGACGCUUGAACAACGUAUUACUACCCUAUCAAUGAACCAUCAAAUUUUAUCACCUUACACAGCCUUUGUGGGUGUAGAAACUACUAGUCCAAAAAAUAAUAAUACUGCUUCUAAAGUUCGUCAUAUACCUAUUCAAAUAUCAAAAGGUGAUGAACAUUUAUUUGACACCCCAUCAUUAUAUUCUUUUGGUCACCGACCAUCACAUUCUUUUGCUUACCGCCGCGUCAUGGGGUCAAGACCCUCUUCUGGUUCCAGCCAUCAUUACUCGGGAAUGCCAAUGGCAAUAGGCAUGUCAGGAUAUCCAGCUCAAGCAGGGCCACCUGCUCCACAGCAAGCCGGAAAUGCAUGGAUGCAUUCAUAUGCGCUACAAGAUUCAAAAGCCUCUUCAACCAUCGCCACCACUACUCCACCCUUGUCUACUGAUCCUGUUCGCUGGUUACUUGAUCAACAAUCAUUCAAUGGAGCAUGGAUAUUAAAUGAGAAUGAUAUUAAAAAGUUGACCAAUGGUAAAUCAUUAAGCACAUUUACAUCUAACGUUACUAAAUCUAAAGAUGCUUUAACAACAGCAUUAGCCAUUGCUUUACUUGAAUUAAAACAUACUGAUCAAAAGAAUCUUUGGUAUGGAAUAGUAGAAAAAGGUCGCAAACGACUUUCUGGUUUCGGUCUAAGCAAUGAUCAAAUUAAUUCACUUAUCAACGAAAUUAAGAACAAAUUGUGA